AUGACGUCCACAGCAACCGAGGCAGCGGCAUCCUUGCGCCAGAACGGCCAAAAUGCCCAGCUUGCUGUGCGCUUGUCUUCCCUUCAACCUCAGUCCGCGCGUUCGGCAUCUGCUGCGUCGCCUGUACCUGACCAAACCCAAAAUCCGGCAGAAGCUACGCCCCGCAGACGGCCAAAGAAACCCCCGAUCCCACGACACCCGAUCCCGACCAUGCAGGAAGCGUUUGCCGAAUCACUUGCCGAAGUCUCAUCCGGCACUCUCUCUAUGAAGCCAAAACUGCGGGUCGACACGCCACAGAUUCGCCGCGAUCGCCUUCUCGAUCAGGACAAGACCGAAGGUCCUCCCGCCGCCUUGUGGCGCAUGCGCCCGGCCCAGAACUGCCACGAGCUGCGCAAGCUUUUGGCCCAAAUUGCAUUUGGUGUGUACCUGUUGCUCAAGGGCAUGGCCAACAGCGAUGCCCAGGUCGUCGCAAUCUUGCAGGGCCACAUCGACGAGGUGGACGACUUUCUGAAGACCGCCAUGGAGGACCUGAAAUUGGCGACGCAGGAUCUCAACACCCGCCUCGACUACCUCAAGCUGCCACUAGGAAAUCUGCCUGCGUUUGAGGAAAUGCUAGAGGACCGCGAGUUUCGUCUUCGUAUUGUCGAGGGCAACGUCCGCAUUGAGCACAUCUUGUCGCGGACGACGACCGCCCUGGUGCAGACGAUCCAGGAUGUCUCGGAAGGCCUACGGUCCACAAAAGAGUUUACCGCCUACUUGACCAAGGAAGAAAAUGGUUCAUGGCGUCACGAGCGGCCAGCCGAGGUGGUCGAGAUUUUUGAGGCCAUGCGCGGAAACGCCGAGGGCUGGCUGAAUGCGUUUGCCGACCUGGAGGAGAAAACCAAUACGUUGGAUCUUUUGAUUUCCAAGCUGGCCGAUAUGGUGACUGAGAUGGAUCGGUGCGCCGGUGAAGUCAGCCGCCGAACACGAUUCAGCGUCAAGCCGUACACGCUACCAGAGCUCACCAGUCGUGUAUCACAAGAGUCGCAAGAGUCUCAAGAGUCACAGGAUACAUCAUUUAGGGUGUCCUACGAAGCGACGCCACCUUUGUCUCCUGGUAUUAAUGUGACCCCAAUGCCGCCUCGCCUCUCUCUUCGGUUCAGUGCGCUCGGUGAUAUAAUGGCACCCAACUUUCUGGAACUAGGCACAGUCAGCAGCAGCAACAACAACAACAACAACAACAACAGCAACAGCAACAACGCCACUGCUGCUGCCACGCUGGUCCCUUCGUUUCAGUAUACACCGCCAGCAGAUGUGUCAAGCGAACAACUACUAGGCUCCGGAAAAUCCACGGUUCAAAAUCCCAUUGAGGUUCCCGUCGAGACACAACAAGCAACAAGCAGGUCAGAUGAGCCUGCGGCAGAAUCGAACAGCCAAGAUGCUGAUGCUGUGACGAUCAAAUCAAAUUCGACUGUCGUCAAGGAUGCUCCAGCCACAUCGUCUUCCGAACACGAUCUUAUGCCAAUCCCGCUGCGCGUCACAGUCGACCAAGACAGGGACGAAACUGCAGCAUUAGAAGGAGCUGUUGGUAGCCCAACCGGAUCUCUCUCGCCGCAGAAGGAGACAAUAGACGACGAACCCCUCUAUAUCUUGCAACCUAAGAUCUAUACGCCGACAGCGUCUCCGCUGCCCUCACCCAGUGUUCCCGAGAGUGGUCGAAACAUCUCCAGCCCGGAUCUCACACUGUCACAACCACGCUCUCGUGCUGAGGUGCCGUCGCCGCGGCUGUUCAUCCCCCCUGUUGAAGAGCGCCUGAGCUACAGAAGUACCACAGCGCCAUUGUCCAGCGGAUCGCACGGCGAUAAUCACUCCACAUUGUCGAGGCAGUCCUCAAGCGUUAUUUCGCCUGCGGAUUCGGUUUCCUCCGACAGGACCAUUGACGCGGAGUUCAACAAAGGCAUCCCUAAGAAAAAGACGUCCAUCCGUGAACGCGUGUCUCUUCGUACGACUCCACCGGACGCUAUUUUGGUGCCACCGCCCAACGCACCACAGCUGCACCGCCCUGUCUUUGCAUCACCGCGGACCUAUCAAAAUUACAGCACGUUUACGGGCCCAGAUUCGGCCUACAGCUCCGACAUGGAACGCACGGCCAGCGUGCAGGUCACCGACGCGACGCCAACUAAUGUAGGCGGUGCAGGCCACGACUACUCACCGCCCGCCAUCCCGAACGUUAUUCCCUCGCCUCACUCAGAUCAGCAGUAUUUCCGCCCUGUUCAGGCAAGUCCGCACUCGCCUUUGCAACAGCGCCCGCACACGGCCGGCCAGGUCCCGUCGCGGCCCUACCACCUACGCAAUGCUCCAUCUUCGAUGGGUAUGAGCAUGCUUAGUAGCGUGACGACGAUGACGCAGGACUCCAAGGGCCAGCCGGUAUUGAAGAAGAAGCGCAGUGCCUUUGGUUGGCUGAAAAAGGCCUUCACACUUGAUGAAGAUGAACGCGUCACUUUUGACCAGCGCAGACAGACGCAAGAGCGCAACUUGUACUACGACACCAAGAGCCCCAAGUUCCUGGAUGGAAAGCGGAUCAAGUGA
Molecule: messenger RNA, 2568 nt
Organism: Sporothrix brasiliensis 5110
Lineage: Eukaryota; Fungi; Ascomycota; Sordariomycetes; Ophiostomatales; Ophiostomataceae
Exons: 2
Coding region: 1-2568 (855 amino acids)
Source: RefSeq, a predicted model, not a curated record